This is a messenger RNA of Pistacia vera, 412 nucleotides long. Its product is annotated as structural maintenance of chromosomes flexible hinge domain-containing protein GMI1-like. The coding region runs from base 1 to 318 and encodes 105 amino acids. The transcript has 5 exons. NCBI's taxonomy places the organism in Eukaryota, Viridiplantae, Streptophyta, Magnoliopsida, Sapindales, Anacardiaceae. The record is from RefSeq and is a predicted model, not a curated record.
AUGUGGGAUUUGACGCCAGAUACUCAUAUAUUAAAGGAGCUGCCAGAAGAAUACACUUUUGAAACUGCUCUUGCAGAUUUGAUUGAUAAUUCGUUGCAAGCCGUAUGGACCAGUCGUGAAAAUGAUAGGAGAUUAAUUAGUGUGCAUAUUGCGGAGGAUAAGAUAUCAAUUUUUGACACCGGCCAAGGAAUGGAUAGUAGUGAAGAAAACUCUAUAGCUAAGUGGGGGAAGAUGGGUGCUUCACUUAACAGGACUUCCAAAGAACAUGAUGUAGGAGGCAAACCUCCAUACUUAAAGAUUCUUUGUUUCUUUUGGUGACAAUACAACCUUUUUUUGGCAUGUUUGGAUAUGGAGGACCUAUUGCAUCUAUGCAUCUAGGAAGGUAUUAUCUGUCUUAAACUUCUUUUUUUUU